AUUUAAGUGUACGCCUCACAUAGCUCAUGGUGUAGACCUAAUAACUGCCAAGAUAAGAACAAAUAAAUAAAGUGUUUAGUUUAAGUUAAAUGUUUUGGACUCGGGGUUUGAUAUUCUAGGGAGCUAUGGAAUUUUGUUAUAAAAAUGGAAUUAUAAAACUACGUAUGCAACUUAUUGCCGAAGAUAAGAAGUAUUAACAAAUCAAGCAUAACAUGAGGCUGCAUCUUUAUUUAGUACCUUUUCUUUUACUUAUAUCGAUCACUUGCACCUCCAUCGGACGUCCAAAUAGCCCAAAAAAUUUGCAUCGGCAAGAAGAAACAAAUAAUUAUUUCAAUAUUUUAAUGUUAAAUUUAAUUAAUAUACAGUUGCAGGGUAAAUAUAGUGUUAUUUAAUCAUAAGUUAUUAUAUAAUUAAAAUUAUUAAUUUUAUAAUAAUUAUUUUAAAAAUCAUACUGAAAAUAUUCUUAAGUUAAUUAACCGUAUAAAAAUUUAUAUUAAUAAUAUUAAAAUUAAGCUUUUUAAUGUUUCCAAGUGGAUCCUAUGCUAGAAAAAUUCCACGUGGAUAGAGCAGACAGUAAACAGCAAUGGAACACGUUAUCCUCAUAAGCUGGGGGUGAGAUUACAUUACAUGACUUACCAACGAAAAAGCAAAGCGAGAGUGAAGGAAAUAAUAUCCCAUCCCUUAUCCGAUUCACGAUAAUACGUGGAUAAACUUGGUUGGAGAACUAGAUCUUAAUCUCAUCCUCACUACAUUGCGCCAUUCAAUAUCCACCAGGAGUUAGAUACUGGUCGUACCUGGGGCCAACAAUAGUGGCUAAGCUUACUUCAUAUCUUCGUGCCUUGGCUUAUUAGUGGGUGCAAUAGAUAUCACUCAUUCUUAACCGUUUAGUACAACUUCACAUUUUAGAAGAAAAACUCUCUUUUGCUGCAGCAGAGGAGGAAAAAGCAUGGCUGCACAAGCUUUGGUAUCAUCAUCGUCUCUUACCUUCUCAGCGGAGGCUGCAAGACAAAGUCUUGGAGCAAGAUCACUCCAAUCUCCUAUUGGAUUCUCCAAAAAAGGCUCCUUUAUUGUUAAGGCAGCUUCCACUCCCCCUGUCAAGCAAGGAGCAGAUAGACCUUUGUGGUUUGCAUCAAAGCAGAGUCUUUCUUACUUGGAUGGCAGUCUUCCCGGUGACUAUGGAUUUGACCCUCUGGGACUUUCAGACCCAGAAGGAACAGGAGGGUUCAUUGAGCCCAGAUGGCUAGCAUAUGGAGAGAUCAUCAAUGGUCGUUAUGCAAUGUUGGGAGCAGUUGGUGCCAUAGCACCUGAAAUUCUUGGAAAGCUUGGUCUGAUUCCUCCUGAAACAGCACUGCCAUGGUUCAAAACGGGUGUGUUUCCACCUGCAGGAACAUACAACUACUGGGCGGACCCCUACACACUCUUCGUGUUUGAGUUGGCACUUAUGGGAUUUGCGGAGCACAGGAGAUUCCAAGAUUGGGCCAAUCCUGGAUCAAUGGGGAAGCAGUAUUUCUUAGGACUAGAGAAAGGUCUUGGAGGUUCUGGUGACCCAGCUUACCCUGGAGGACCUUUCUUUAACCCUCUUGGUUUUGGCAAAGAUGAGAAAUCCAUGAAGGAUUUAAAGCUGAAGGAAGUGAAGAAUGGAAGGUUGGCUAUGUUGGCAAUCUUGGGUUACUUUAUUCAAGCUAUUUUCACAGGUGUUGGGCCAUUCCAAAACCUCCUAGACCAUCUCGCUGACCCAGUGCACAACAACAUCUUGACCAAUCUCAACUUCUACUAAAUGUAUCAUAUUCUUUACUCUCUUGGCCCCUUUUUUAUGUCUCUCUUGCUCUUUCGGACUGUAGCAUCCUGUGAACAUUUUGUUCCUUGCUGUGCCGCUGUAAGAAAUCACUUGUAAAACAACUAGAAACAUUCGACA
Molecule: messenger RNA, 1915 nt
Organism: Abrus precatorius (Indian licorice)
Lineage: Eukaryota; Viridiplantae; Streptophyta; Magnoliopsida; Fabales; Fabaceae
Product: chlorophyll a-b binding protein 8, chloroplastic
Exons: 3
Coding region: 947-1777 (276 amino acids)
Biological process (GO): response to light stimulus; photosynthesis, light harvesting in photosystem I
Cellular component (GO): chloroplast thylakoid membrane; plastoglobule
Source: RefSeq, a predicted model, not a curated record